Messenger RNA from Toxotes jaculatrix (banded archerfish), 1642 nucleotides. RefSeq lists its product as uncharacterized. Gene Ontology annotation, cellular component: cytosol. NCBI's taxonomy places the organism in Eukaryota, Metazoa, Chordata, Actinopteri, Toxotidae. The transcript has 12 exons. The record is from RefSeq and is a predicted model, not a curated record. Gene Ontology annotation, molecular function: dipeptidase activity. Bases 20 to 1504 code for a protein of 494 amino acids. Gene Ontology annotation, biological process: proteolysis.
CACCUCCAGCAGAGAAAAGAUGAAUCCUCCAGUUCUGCUCUCCGUCCUGCUGCUCAUUUCUGCCGUCCAUGCUUUCCAGUACACGGAGCUGGUGCAGUACAUUGACAGCCAUCAAGAAGAAUAUGUAGAGGCUCUGCGGGACUGGGUUGCGAUCGAAAGUGACUCCAGUAACGUUCUGAAGAGACCAGACCUGCAUCGCAUGAUGGAGAUGGCGGCUCAGAAGCUGAGGCUGAUGGGGGGGGCUGUCGAGCUGGUGGACAUCGGAGAGCAAGAACUUCCUGACGGGACGACGUUAGCGCUGCCUAAAGUGGUGACAGCUCACUUUGGCAACGACCCCAACAAACACACAGUGUGUGUCUACGGUCAUGUGGACGUCCAGCCGGCGAAGCUAGAGGAUGGCUGGGCAACGGAUCCCUACAACCUGACCGACAUCAAUGGUAACCUGUACGGAAGAGGAGCAUCAGAUAACAAGGCCCCAGUUUUAGCCUGGAUUCAUGCUGUGGAGGCUUACCAGGCCCUCAACAUGGAGCUGCCAGUGAAUGUGAAGUUCGUCAUCGAGGGCAUGGAGGAGACAGGCUCUAACGGCCUGGACGCCAUGAUCCUGGCCCAGAGAGACACCUUCUUCUCUGACGUGGAUUACAUAAUCAUCUCAGACUGCGGCUGGCUCAGCAGGCGACCCGCCCUCACCUACGGCACCAGAGGCAACUGUUACUUCUUUGCUGAGGUUGAAGGACCUAAACAGGAUUUACAUUCUGGAGUGUAUGGCGGCUCUGUGAUUGAACCAAUGACUGACCUCGUUGGCAUUCUUGACACACUGAUCAGCCCUAUUGGUAAGAUCCUGAUUCCUGGGAUCAGGGAGGCUGUGGCUCCCCUCUCUGAUGAGGAAUGGAAGAUGUACCAGGACAUUGAGUUUGACAUCGAAAACUACAAGAAGAAGAUCAGUGUCAACCAGCUCAUGUACAGCAACAAAGUGGACUUGUUGGCCCACAUGUGGCGCUACCCCACCGUCUCCAUCCAUGGUAUCGAGGGGGCCUUCUCUGACCCUGGCACAAAGACUGUCAUCCCUGCUAAGGUUACUGCCAAGUUCUCCAUUAGACAGGUUCCCAACAUGGACCCUGCAAUGGUCAAGAAACAGGUAACAGACUACCUUCACUCAGUGUUUGCCAAGAGGAGGAGUCCGAACACACUGAAAGUCACUAUGGUGAUUGGAGCGAAGCCUUGGCUGGCUGACACUCAGCACCCUCUGUAUGAGGCUGGGAAGGCUGCUGUCAAGAGAGUUUUUGACAUGGAUCCUGAUCUGAUCCGUGAGGGCGGGACCAUCCCUAUUGCCAGAACCUUCCAGGAUGUGACGGGAAAAAGCAUCAUCAUGAUGCCCAUCGGAGGCUUUGAUGAUGGGCUGCACUCCCAGAAUGAGAAGAUGAGCAGGUACAACUACAUCGAGGGAACCAAGUUAUUCAUCGCCUUCCUUAAUGAAGUGUCCCAGAUUAAGAAGACUACUGUGUGAUGCUUUAUAGCAUUAUAAAGUGACCCCCUGUCUGUCUGUCUGUCUGUCUGUCUAUCUAUCUAUCUAUCUAUCUGUCUGUCUGUCUAUCUAUCUAUCUAUCUAUCUAUCUAUCCAUCUAUCUAUCUAUCUGUCUGACUA